Polistes canadensis is the source of this 4125-nucleotide messenger RNA. It is a transcript of the gene Usp10, whose product is annotated as ubiquitin carboxyl-terminal hydrolase 10. The transcript has 9 exons. Gene Ontology annotation, molecular function: cysteine-type endopeptidase activity; cysteine-type deubiquitinase activity. Gene Ontology annotation, cellular component: nucleus; cytosol. NCBI's taxonomy places the organism in Eukaryota, Metazoa, Arthropoda, Insecta, Hymenoptera, Vespidae. Gene Ontology annotation, biological process: DNA damage response, signal transduction by p53 class mediator; regulation of autophagy; protein deubiquitination. The record is from RefSeq and is a predicted model, not a curated record. Bases 321 to 3209 code for a protein of 962 amino acids.
UAACAAUGCAGUAGUACCAACUUCAGAUGUAUUAAAAUCGCAGUACAAUGUGCUUGGCCUAUUUCAUCUAUACAACUGCCGAAAUAUGAACCUUCGCGUUGUGUAAUUGUUGAUUAUCUGUUUUAUUGCCUGACGAAUUAUUCAAAUACCGCAUUUUUAUAAUCGAAACAUUUGUAAUAUUACUUUCACGUUAGUAGAAUUUAUAAAGCUAAAAUAACAUUGAUAUUUUAUCUUUCUGGUCGGUAGAAAUCUCACCGGAGAGACUCAUGUCUUUUUGUUCACUCGGUUUUUAAUGUUUUGUAUCGAAUAUAGACAUAAGCAUGGAUGUCCGGAAAGAGCUUGACUUUCAUUUUUUGGAUUUACACGACUUGGGGGAUAGUGAUAAAAAUGAGUUGAUGGCAAUUUUAAAAUCUAAUAAUGUUACGGAUGCAUUAAAACUACCAUGGGAUACCAUUGAUAAUAACCAUGAAACAAAUACAAAUGUAACUGAAAUAUCGGAAUUGCAAAAUCAUUGGUAUCAAAAUGCAGGAACUGAAGAAGGUUUCUUAAAGUGCAAUAACCCAACAAAUGUUGCCACUUCUAUUAUCAUGUCAGCAAUUCCACAAACACAUCCUUAUAGUCAGCAGAUAAUAACAACAAUGUGCAACGAUUGGCAGCAACCUAUGUAUAACGUUCCUACCGAUGCUCAUAUGCAAUCAUUUAUACCUGGAUUAGCUUAUUCACCCGCUAUUUUUCCCAAUGCGGGUAAUGAAAUUCGUGAUAACUCGUAUCUAAGAGAUAAUGGAAGACGUAGUCGAAGUAGAGGUAUAAGAAAUAAUUUUAGCAGAGGUAUCAAUCAAACUAAUGAAAUCCAUCCAGGAUACAUGAGCGAACAAAGUCAAUUUCACCAACCAGUAUCUGUUAUGUACAUUUUGUCUGAUCAUACUUUAUCUCCACAACAACAUCAAGUUACUGGACAAAUUUAUUACCCACCUAUAUAUACCUCGCCAACAAUCCAUCCACAUACAAAUACACAUCCACAUGCACAUCCUACUUAUCCAUUGCCCCAUCAGUCCUCUAAUAAUGUUAGAUAUAGCAGACAAUCGCAAUCUGUUAAUACGCAGCAAAGUCAAGAAUUAUUAAAUACAGCGACCGCUGCUAAAACGCAAGAAAAACGUCCACAAAAUUUAUAUUCAUCUGUAAAGCCAUCUAAUCAUCAAUUAUCAAAUGACGAAGACAAGAAUUCCUCUCAGACCAAUAUUGUGACAACAGUUAUUGUAAAUAACAGUAAUAGAGAAUCUUGCAUUGAGAAUGAGAAUGAAAGUACUGCCACUAAAAAGAACACAAAUAACAACACUAAAGUAUCACCAGUUAAUGUAAAAAUAAAGCAUAAUAUUGUGUCGACUGUUAACGAAGCAUGUAAUGGUACAGAGAAAAGUGAUAUACCAUGUGUAAAUAUUAAUAGCAGCGUUGAAGUUAAGCAAAAUGGUGAGAGUGAGAAAGAAUACACAAAUGAAACUGUUUCUAGGAAUAAGACCAAUCUCAUAAAAACAUUAUCAUCGUCUACAUCAAAGUCUGGUGAAAACGAAGUACAAAUUGAAGAAAAUAGACCAUCCAAAAGCAUAUCUGAUGAGCCUCUUAUAAAAGCUUCUAAUAAUUCUUUAAUACCUACAAACGUAUCUACUACUGCAAGUUCCUUGCCUUCUAUUAAAUCGAAUAUGUCUUUUGCAAAUGUUCUCAAGAAAGCUAAUUCAGAAUUACAAAGUACUCCUUCAACUCACAAACCAAUGGCACGUAUUAAUCCAUUACCAUCUGCUCCUGUAAUCGAACAGACCACAUCUCCAAAAACACCAUUACAAACAGUUGUACAAAGAGAUCAACAUAUUAGAAGUCCAUCACUUGAAACUGAAAGUCUUCCUCCAAAUGUGCACAAUAUAUCAAGUGAUCGUACAAAAGAUCAAGCAGAAUUAACGCUAAACAAAUAUGAUGAUCCUACAGUUUUUAGAAUGGGUGAAUUUUUAUUAAACUAUCAAAUGGAUAAGCAAACUGUAAGCUUACUCCCGCGUGGCUUAACAAAUCGUAGCAAUUAUUGUUACAUUAAUAGCAUAUUGCAAGCCUUAUUAGCAUGUCCGCCAUUUUAUAAUCUUCUUAUGGCUCUGCCACAUUCCAAAAUCAAUUGUAAAAACUCAUCCACCCCUCUCAUAGAUAAUAUGAUAAAAUUUGUUAAUGAAUUUACACCUCUAUCAGACAGCGCAAGAUUAGCUAGAAAAGAUAGAGUACAUAAACGAGGAGAAAAUUCAAUUGUAGAUAUACAAAGUGGUAUGGCAUUUGAGCCAUCUUAUGUAUACACUAUGUUGAAAAAUACUUCAUCUGCUGGAGUAUUUUCUGUAGAAGGGCGCCAAGAAGAUGCAGAAGAAUUUCUCUCCUGCCUUUUAAAUGGUAUUAACGAUGAAAUGUUAGAGCUUAUAAAAUUAGUAAACAAUGAACCAAACCCAAAUUCUAAUGCAGAGACUAACAUUAAUUACAAUCAUGCGGAAGAAGAAUGGAAAGUAAUGGGACCAAAGAACAAAGGGUCCAUCACGCGUUGUACCGAAUUUGGUCGAACUCCGUUAUCUGAUAUUUUUCGUGGCCAAUUAAGAUCUAGAGUAUCUCGGGUGGGAGAGCAACCAACCGACAAUGUGCAACCUUUCUUUACGUUGCAACUUGAUAUAGAAAAGGCGGAAUCUGUGACAAGAGCGCUUGAAAUACUGGUUGGAAAAGACCAAUUAGAAGGGAUGACUUGUAGUAAAACAAAGCAGCAAAUAGAAGCUUGGAAACAAGUCACUUUAGAAGAAUUACCAGUUAUUCUUAUAUUACAUUUAAAAUGGUUUGACUACAAACUUAAUGGAUGCUCAAAGAUAUUUAAAAAAGUAGAAUUUCCCAUAGAUUUAAAAGUGGAUGCCAAAUUCUUGUCACCGAACAUAGGAAAAAAACUAAAUUCCAAGCAAAAACAGUACAAAUUAUUUGCCGUUACUUACCAUGUUGGAAAAGAAACAACAAAAGGCCAUUACGUUACGGAUGCUUUUCACGUAGGAUUCGGCGGCUGGGUUAGAUACGAUGACAGUUCAUUACAAGGUAUUUCAGAAAAUGAUGUUUUAAAUCCAGCUCCUCCUAGCGUACCGUAUUUACUAUAUUAUAGAAGGUGCGAUACUAUCGGAAAUAAUCAAUCAAACACAGGUAGAACUCGUUAAAAUCUGACUAUUCAUUUGUGUAGAUACAAGUCCUAUUAUAAAAAAAAAAAUAGUGUAUCACUUUUUACGAUUUCACGAUUAUUGUUGAUAUUUAUAUCUGAGUAAGCAGAACGUUUGUUAUAAAGUAUGGUAAAAUUGAAUUAAUAUUUCCUUUUAUCUUACUAUACUCUCAACAAAUAUUUAUACUAAACUGUUACUAGUGUUACGCGUAGUUUUCUUGAUACAUAACUUGUGAAAGUAGCUAAGAUAAAACACGUGUUCAUACUACUAGCACAUUUUAUUAGCGUUGGAUGCUUAUAGUUUAUAAAAUAAAAACUUAGAUAUAAAUUUAUUGUAUAUAUGUUUCUUCUAAGAAUAGAUGGUAUUAUGUAAGCGGCCGUGUGUUUACAUGAAAAAGUAAAUUGUAAUGUGAAUUUUUAUAAUCACGUCAAAUUUUCUUUUUCUUUUUUUUCGCAAAAUGAAAUUACCUUUUUAAUUGUCUGUUAUGAAUUAAUAAUUAUUAUGCUAUAUCAUUUAGAAAUAAUUUUCUAAUAACGUUUACUUGUUUAAGUAGCAUCGAAAUCUUGGUUCAGUAAGAUUAUGAUUGAAAUAUAAAACACACUGUUAUACGUAUUUAACAUUUAAUCAUUCUGGUCAGCUUUAUUAAAAAGAAUAUUAUAUAAGUUGUUUUACGUAUUACGUAUGUGCUUGUUAUUGUUCUGUACAAAUAUUUUCUCUAAGUUAAAUCUACUGAAUUCCCACUAGAAUUUACUGUUCAUAUUUUGAUAUUUGUUACUCAUGUCUAAGAUUUCUUAGAAUUUCUUAGAAAGAUAAGACUAAAAAUUACAAUAAGUAAAAAAUAUGUUUGUUAUUAGGCAAGUGUGAACAUAUUUUCCAAUUUUGCCUUAAAAUCUUUAGCACAGACUGCCUGUCAUAA